Messenger RNA from Penicillium salamii, 1290 nucleotides. The record is from the annotation of a GenBank genome assembly. Lineage: Eukaryota; Fungi; Ascomycota; Eurotiomycetes; Eurotiales; Aspergillaceae.
AUGAGAAUCGGCAAGCUAUACGUCCUACUGCAACUCCUGCUUAAGCAACCAGCGAUCAAGCUCCUGGUAUUUGCAAGCUUCAUCUAUCUACUCGCAUUUCAAUACUGUCGAAUCCAUUUCUGGCGCGAUCCCCACUCGGCGUUCUUUGACGAUCGAGAUGUAUACGAGUGGAAGUAUAGUCUGCUACGCGAGCACCAAGCAAACCACUUCAUCUCACUUCACGACGCGCCGUCUGGAGGCAAUGACGCCGUUCUGAGCCAAGGUGCGCCCCUUAUGUGCGCGGCACUAGCUACCGUCAGACGCGACAAAGACGACUAUCUCAGUGCAACAAUCGGCUCGAUGCUAAGCGAUCUCGAUCCUCGAGAGCGUCACGCCCUCCACUUAUCGGUGUUGUUUGCGAAUACCGAUCCUGCCCAGCAUCCGAGGUGGGAUCAGAGAUGGCUGGGGCGUCUGGCUGACUCGGUCUUGACAUAUAAUGUCUCCAGUGAAGAGCUAGGUCAUCUCCACAUGCUGGAAGAAACAGGCAAUUUCCACGAAAAAGGUGUUUAUGAUUAUGUCUAUUUGCUCAACCAAUGCCUUGAAACGGAGGCGCCUUACAUCUUUAUUCUUGAAGAUGACGUGAUCUUCGCAGAUGGAUGGUUGGUUAAGACCUUCAACAGCCUUCACACAUUGUCACAUGAACCGACUGAUCGAAAAGAGCCUUGGAUCUAUCUCCGUCUCUUCUUCACUGAGACUGCACUUUCAUGGUCAGAUACAGACUUCUGGUAUCGCAAUAUGCCACUCGCGUUUGGCUUGGUCAUCGGAUCAACAUAUGCCUUCUUACUAGCUCUGCGACGAUGGUUGCCCGCACGCUACUAUUUUGGAUAUUGGGUCAUAGGUACCAUGUGCUUGGUGGUUGCGCCCGCCUUCACGGCCCUAGUCUACAUGAUUGGGAAGUAUUCACUUGCUCCAUUGAAAGGCGUGGUGGAAAUGAACGACCGCGGAUGCUGUACCCAAGGGUUGGUCUUUCCUCGCGAGCAAGUUCCAGCUUUGGUGAAUUAUCUGCAGGAGAAAAAGGGUGGGCAGACAGAUAGUCUCAUUGAAGAUUAUGCCACCGAAAAGGAUCUGACGAGAUUUGCAUUGGCACCUCAGCAACUACAGCACGUGGGGCUAAUGUCUAGUCGCAAUAAUCUAGAGGUCAACACCAAGAGCACAUGGGCUUUUUGGUUCGAGGAAAAUGAUGCUUUGAAAUUGAAGGAUGAGCAUCAAAUUCUGAUGGCUGCGAGCGAUGACAACUGGCGCUUGAAUUAG